AUGUCUGACGAGGCUGCAUUAUCUGCCGCUUUAAGUGAUUUAGCUGAUUGCGAAGAGGAUGUGGAAAAGGCUGAAGAAGAUAUUGAGCUGUAUCGGUUGAAAAAACUCGCACCACUUUAUCUCCAUAGGGAUGAGAUUAUUCAAAAGAUUCCUGGCUUUUGGCGUGUUGUAUUAUCUCAACAUGACGAAUUUGCUGAUCACAUCAAAGCAUCUGAUUUCGAAUACGUAGACGCAAUCAAAAGUAUCACUGUGCAUUGGAAGACGUUUCAGGACUACGAAAUUGAGUUUUCAUUUAACGCAAUUGAAGGUAAACUGAAGGACCAGACCAUUAGGAAGCAUUUUUUGCUGAAGGACGAGCAGCUGACAAGCGAACCGGUCGACAUCGGUGUUCCGGCCACGGCAGAAAGAAAGAGCUUUGUUGAUUGGUUCAAUUGGACUGGGGUUUCGAAUGCGAAGGAGUUCCCGGACGGUGGUGAACUCGCAGCCUUAUUCAGUGAGGAUAUCUAUCCCUACUGUGUAAAAUACUACACCGAAGCGCAGCGAGACGUUGAAGACGAAGAAAGCGCUGGCAGUUCCAGUGAAGGAGAAUUAAUUUUAGACUAG
Messenger RNA from Torulaspora globosa, 603 nucleotides. RefSeq names its product Vps75p (gene VPS75). The record is from RefSeq and is a predicted model, not a curated record. Gene Ontology annotation, cellular component: chromatin; nucleus. Gene Ontology annotation, biological process: nucleosome assembly. Gene Ontology annotation, molecular function: histone binding; chromatin binding. Bases 1 to 603 code for a protein of 200 amino acids. The transcript has 2 exons. Lineage: Eukaryota; Fungi; Ascomycota; Saccharomycetes; Saccharomycetales; Saccharomycetaceae.